UUGGGGUGGCAAACCCACCGUGCGCUCGCCGCACCGGUCUGGGCUCGACAGACUUUUAGAAUUUUUGGCUCGCAAGCAUGUGGGGGAGGAGAGCGUCCGCGCAUAAAAGGCCAGCGAUGCGGGGGGAUGGCCCUCCAACCCGCCCGCUCGUCUCAUCCUCUUUGGCAUCUCUCGUCAUUCGCACUUGUGCGACGUCCUUCAUUAAGUUCACACUACCUCCUUACCGGUCAUAAUGUCUCGCUUCGCCGUCCUCGCCACUGCGCUCUGCGCCAUCCUCGCCUCCGUCUCUGGUUCGCCUGUCGCGACCAACGAGACUGCGACCCUCGAAAAGCGUAUCACGCACUCUGGUCGGGGCACCUGGUACGAAGUUGGUCUUGGCGCCUGCGGGUACAACGACGUCGACACCGACCACAUCGUGGCCAUCUCUCACGAGAUCUACAACAACGGUGGUAACUGCAACCAGUGGAUGCGCAUCGAGAACACUGCCACCGGCGACGUCGCCUACGGCAAGACUCGCGACGAGUGCAUGGGAUGCGACGCGACUGCCAUUGACUUGAGCCCUUCGCUCUUCGAGGCGCUCGGUGCCGACCUCGGGGAGGGUGUUCUCUCCCUCUCCUGGCACUUCAUGAACAAGGGCUGGCAGCCCUAAGCGGCCCAGCCCGCUCACCAGCUGACGCUACCCCCGCGUCGGCCUCCGCCUGCCUGACCCACCCACCACGACAUAGACGCCGCUCAUUCGCUCUGCCAUUCCUUACGGUCUUCCGGUGUGUUGUGUUAAUACGUUCGUCGCUCCCU
Molecule: messenger RNA, 795 nt
Organism: Rhodofomes roseus
Lineage: Eukaryota; Fungi; Basidiomycota; Agaricomycetes; Polyporales; Fomitopsidaceae
Product: RlpA-like double-psi beta-barrel-protein domain-containing protein-containing protein
Exons: 4
Coding region: 233-649 (138 amino acids)
Source: RefSeq, a predicted model, not a curated record